Messenger RNA from Hibiscus syriacus, 2523 nucleotides. Its product is annotated as cation/H(+) antiporter 28-like. The transcript is spliced from 4 exons. Gene Ontology annotation, cellular component: membrane; endomembrane system. The record is from RefSeq and is a predicted model, not a curated record. Gene Ontology annotation, biological process: proton transmembrane transport; regulation of pH. NCBI's taxonomy places the organism in Eukaryota, Viridiplantae, Streptophyta, Magnoliopsida, Malvales, Malvaceae. The coding region runs from base 1 to 2385 and encodes 794 amino acids. Gene Ontology annotation, molecular function: antiporter activity.
AUGUCGCCGGCUAUCACAGACGACACCACACCCAAUAACACCAAUAAUCCAUGCAUAAAAUUCGUUGUCGCCAAUAUCAACGUUUCUGAAAAGUUUAUUGCUCUCAUCGCAACAUAUGCUCUUAGCAGAAUUGUGCACUACCUGCUAAGGCCUCUAUCCCAACCUUACAUAACGUCCGAUAUUACCAUAGGGCUGGUUCUAACAAGCCUACCCCGUGUGCGAGAUUCCUUCACGACUCCAUUCAAUUUAGCUGUGGAAAAUGCUGUCGACUUUGGCAUGAUAUGCUAUGCUUUCGUUUUGGGUCUCGAAAUGGACCCUUACGUGAUAUUUAAGCCGCCAACCCGCCAAGCAAUGGUGGCUUACGCUGGAAUGCUGUGUACAUUCAUCAUGGCUAGCACUGUCACUCCAUGGCUGAAUUAUUUGAAGGAAACGAGGGCCGUAAGCUCCACCUUAUCCCUCUCGAUUUGUCUCUCCGGUAACGGCUCUCACAUACUCACCCGUUUGAUGACCAAACUCAAAGUAGGCAAGUCGGACAUAGGGAAGCUUAGUAUCAGUGCUGGAGUGCACUCCGAUAUGAUCACUAUGCUUUUACUAGCCAUCGGUUUUGUCUUCUUUCCAGCGGAAAACAUCGUGAACAUUAGAGACGAGGUUAAGAUGAUCAAAAUGGGGGUUGCACUUGUGAUUCAAACAAUAGUGGCGGCAAAUGUAUCACCUAUUUUCAUUAAUUGGAUCAACAAUGAGAACCCUGAAGGAAAGCCACUCAAAGGCUCACACCUUGUUCUGUCAAUGGCCUUCAUGGCCUCUAUAUGCUCCUGGGCACCGUGGUUCGGUUACAACUCGGUUAUGAGUGCAUUUAUGGGAGGUCUUUUUUUACCGUCCGAGGGGCGAAUAUCGAAAUGGGCUAUUAGCAAACUCAACAACUUGUUAAGCAUACUCUUUUACCCACUUUUCUUCUUUUGGGUGGGGCUUAGGCUUGAUAUCUCGAGAUUUGAAGCAGGUAUUGUUGGAACAUGGGUAAGACUGUUAUGCCUUGUGGUGAUUGCAACAAUAGGCAAAGUGGGUGGAACACUCCUCUGUGGCUUAACGUUAGGUUACCAUAGGCCGGAAAUGGUAGCAGUCGGAUUACUCUUGACGGCAAAGGGUCAUUUCCACGUAUACUUGGCCGUUGAUGCACUCAGGCGAGGAAGGAUCGACGUUACGACGUGUACGUUGAUGAUAAUUCUGGUAUUCUUAUCCGUCGUGCACACACCGAUUGUUGUGAAACAUAUAAUAGAACGAGCAAGGAAAAGGGUACCAAUCCAGAGGAUGGCUCUACAAUGGCUUGAUCCUUCAAGCGAACUUCGAAUUUUGCUAUGCCUACACGGACCACAUAAUCUUGAUUCAGCCAUCAGCUUAAUGGAGAUCUCUCGAGGCAGAUCUGACCCUGGACUCUUUGUUCAUGUCACCGACAUGAUCGAGCUUACAGAGCAAAUAGCUGCAGCAAUGGCACCCGGAGAAGGGAUGGACAAUAUCACGAUAACCGACACGUCGAUCACGGAAAUGAGAGAUCAAAUCACUCAUGCUUUUCAAACUUACAUAAAUGAAAAUGGGGGUAGUGGUGGUAUCAAGAUGAGCCGAGUGCUUGCACUAUCCACAUUCAAUAGCAUGCCACAAGAUAUUUGUGCUUUAGCAGAGGAUUUGAUGGUUUCCCUUAUUUUGUUGCCGUUUCAUAAGAGACUGAAUGAAAACGGUAUGCUUGAUGAGGGCCAUCCUGGUUUCAGAUAUGUUAAUCGCAAGCUGCUUAGAAACGCCCCAUGUUCUACUGGGAUUUUGGUGGACAGGGGUUUUUGUUUUACCAGUAAGUUUCCAAGGUCAUCUGCACCAAAAGUGGCUGUCCUUUUUAUCGGAGGCAAAGAUGACCGAGAAGCACUAGCCUUUGCCGGUCGUGUUGCGAGGCAUCCAGGAGUAAAGCUCACGGUAAUAAGAUUCCUGGUAGACAAAAACUCAGAACAUGCACCACGAAGAGUGAAUAACAGAGUAAGUGCAGCAGAUCAAGAAGAGGAGAUGAAGCUCGACGACGAGUGUUUUGCUCAAUUCUAUGAGAAGCAUGUAGCAGGGAGUGAAGUUGCUUAUAUGGAGAAACAUCUUGCAAAUUCAUCAGAGACCUACACUAAUCUUACAUCAUUGGAGGGGCAGUAUUCUCUUAUCAUUGUAGGGCGGGGCGGACGAGCAAAUACAGUAUUGACACAAGGACUAAAUGAUUGGCAACAAUGUCCAGAAUUGGGUCCGGUAGGGGACGUACUAUCAGGAUCUAGUUCAGCAUCCGGUACCUCCAUCUUGAUUAUCCAACUACACAAUAUUAAAGCGCAACUAGAUGGCCUAAGUGAAGAGUUCUCCAUUAUGUAAAUAUCAAUACUGGUAAGACAGUUUAAAACUUUAGGAUACCAAAAUCCAAGCCGGGUAAAUGUAGCUUGUAGGUAGAAAUAUAUCAUAUUCUUUCUUCAUACUGUUCUGGCCAUAAAACAGAGCAAGAACAGGGGACAA